AUGCCAACAGUAUUAUCAAAAUUAAAAGAUUUAGUUAUUUUAAAAUCCAAUUCUAGUUCCAUAUCACAAAUACAAAGAAUAGUAAAAAUAGUAUUAGAAAUAUAUAUUAAUAAUAGAACUGUUCUUGGAAGAUUUUUAUGGAUUUUCGCAGUUUAUAUUUUGUACAUUAGAAGAGGAUCAAAGAAGAAAACCGAUCAUGAUUCAACAACAAAAACAUCGUCAGGUACAAAACCAGGGCCAAAAAGAGUUGCAGUUAAUGCUGCUUUCUUUGCCAGUUUAAAAAAACUAUUAAAAAUUGUAAUUCCUGGGUUAAGAUCCAAAGAAUUCUGGCUUUUAGCUACUCAUUCUGGCUUUUUGGUUUACGUUGCAAUUUUAGAUGGUAGAGUUGUUAAUGCAUUGGUAAGGAAAAAUGCUAAAGAUUUCUUGACUGGAAUUAUAUGGUGGAUGAUAGUCGCAAUACCUGCAACUUAUACUAAUAGCAUGUUGGCAAAAAAUGUAGGAGGAGAAAGUUUAUUUGCAUUAUCACUUAUAGUACAUACAUCAUCAGUAGUGUUGAGACUAUUGACGCCGUCAUUUGGAGAAAUGGUAGCUGAAGAACAAAGACUAGAGGGCGAAUUUCGAUUUACACACUCUAGAUUGAUUGAUAACAAUGAAGAGGUUGCAUUUUAUUCUGGUCAUGUGAUAGAAAAGGCAAUUUUAGAUCGGAAUUAUUUUGCACUUAUUAAACAUAUCAAUAGAAUAUUUCGUAAACGAAUUUUCCAUGGUAUGAUGGAAGAUUUCAUUAUUAAAUAUUUCUGGGGGGCUAUGGGAUUGGUUCUUUGUUCUGUUCCUGUCUUCUUUAAAGUACCUGGAGUGGAAAAGGGUGAUUUAGGAUUUAUCACUAAUCGUAGAUUGUUGAUGAGUUCUUCUGAUGCAUUUGGACGUAUUAUGUACUCGUAUAAAGAAAUCGCCGAGCUUGCAGGAUACACCGCUAGAGUUUCAGAACUUUUAGAUGUAUUUGAAGAUGUUAAAAAUGGAAGGUUUGAAAAGAAAUUAGUAUCAUCAGCUUCAACCGAAGAAAACGCAAGGAUUUUAAGUGGUCGUGGAGAAAUAGUCGAAUCUGAAAAUAUUGAAUUCAAAGAUGUACCAAUUGUAUCGCCAAAUGGUGAUGUUUUACUUAAAUCAUUAAAUUUUUCUAUGAAACCUGGAAUGCAUUUAUUAAUAGUCGGACCAAAUGGUUGUGGGAAAAGUAGUAUGUUUAGAAUAUUAGGUGGUCUAUGGCCAGUUUAUGGCGGAAAUGUUGAUAAACCAAAUUCUAAAGAUAUUUUUUAUAUUCCACAAAGACCCUAUUUGCCAAUGGGUACAUUACGUGAUCAAUAUGCCAUUCUAGAUGAAUGUACAAGUGCUGUUAGUUUAGACAUUGAGAAAAUUAUGUAUGAACAUGCAAAAGAAUUAGGAAUAUCAUUAUUAACUGUUUCUCAUCGACCAUCACUUUGGCAUUACCAUGACCAUAUUUUACAAGUGAGUGGAUAUGUAUUUACAAAAUUAGAUGCAGAACGUAGAUUGGCAUUACAAGAAGAAAAACAAGUAUUAGAACAAAAAUUAGUUGAAGCACCAAAAUUACAAAUUAGAUUGAAUGAAAUAAAAGCAGUGUUAGAAGAAAGAGAUAAUACACCAAAUAGCGCUACAACUACCUCUUAA
This is a messenger RNA of Entrophospora candida, 1680 nucleotides long. Lineage: Eukaryota; Fungi; Glomeromycota; Glomeromycetes; Entrophosporales; Entrophosporaceae. The record is from the annotation of a GenBank genome assembly.